UGACAUGUGACGCGGGCUCCACCACUCAAGGAGGGGAGCUGGAGGAUGGCGAGGAUACAGAGAGAGCUGUGGCUUUAGCCCGGCUCUAGCAAACACUGACGCUCCAGUCAGGCCACCACCGUGGGACACCACGUCUCCUGACAGAGAGAGAGAACCUAGGUAACCUCAGAGCCCCUGCCCACUGACGGACCGGACCACCACAGCACCACAUCUCCCUGCCACCCUACCCCAGGCCGCUAACAGGACGUUCAGAUCCGAUACAGCAACGGUUGGUCAUUAUCAACUGUAGAGAGGGCUGGCGACGACUCUGGCACCACUUCAGGCACGAGGACAUGGCUUCUAACAGCAUCUUUGACUCCUUCGGCAACUACGGCCCCACUCUACUGAGAGACCCUACCACCACCAGACGGUUCACACCGCCCUCCACGUCAUUCCCCUGCAGCAAGAUUGGAGACGGCAGCGGGACCAUGGGCACCCCUGGACCACUGAGGACACGACCCGAGGCCAGGAAUGUGGUGGACGUCCUGGCAGACCACGCUGGCGAGCUGGUCCGGACAGACAGCCCAAACUUCCUCUGCUCGGUGCUGCCCUCACACUGGAGGUGCAACAAGACACUCCCUGUGGCUUUCAAGGUUGUCGCACUCGGUGAUGUGCCCGACGGGACUCUGGUCACGGUGAUGGCGGGUAACGACGAGAACUUCUCUGCGGAGCUGAGGAACGCGUCUGCGGUGAUGAAGAACCAGGUUGCCCGCUUCAACGACCUGCGGUUCGUGGGCAGAAGCGGACGAGGAAAGAGCUUCACGCUGACCAUCACAGUCUUCACUGGUCCCCCUCAGGUGGCCACCUACCACCGUGCCAUUAAAGUGACCGUGGAUGGGCCCAGGGAACCCAGACGUGAGUACUUACAGGGACACAGGGUGAAGCUGGAGGACCCCCAGAAGAUGCAGUUCUCUGAUAGGCUGACAGAGAUUGAGCGUUACCAGCGGGCCAGCCUGCGGAUGGGGCCUGGUAACCCCCAGCCCCGGCCCAUGCACCAGAGCCACCUGGGGCCCUCCACCCAGUCCCAGAUACAAGCCCUGUGGUCUGACCAGAUUGACCCACCAGCUCUGAAGACAUGCAAGGUGGAGGACGACCUCAGAUGGUCAAGUCCCAACGCUGAUCUCUUCCCCCAGAGGACCUCCUUCCCCUCUCUGUCCCCACUGACUGACCCCCGUUUCUCGGACCCACGCAUGCACUACCCAGGGGCCUUCACCUACUCAGCCAACCCCUCCAGCACGGGCAUCGGAGGCCUCAGUGUGACGGGAAUGUCUGCCUCCUCCCGCUACCACACCUACCUGCCCCCGCCCUACCCGGGCAACCAGAACCAGGGCAGCCACUUCCAGUCCAACUCCUCCCCCUACCACCUGUACUAUGGUACCGGGUCCGGCUCCUACCAGUUCUCCAUGGUGGGCCCGGGCGGGACCGGGGGUGAGCGUUCCCCCACCCGCCUGCUGCCCUGCUCGGGGGCCUCUGCCUCUGGAGGUGGCAACAGCCUGAUAAUCCAGGGCCUGAGCAACCAGAGCGAGGGGGUGGAGGCGGAUGGCAGCCACAGCAACUCCCCUACGACCAUGAGCGGGUCUGGACGCAUGGACGAAUCUGUCUGGAGGCCCUACUGACUGUCAGACAGCUAGAGGAAAUGUAGGACAGAGAAGAGAGAGAGAGAGAAAGAAAAAGCAAAAGUAAAGAAGUUAAAUGAACAAAAAAAUAUGAAUCCUUCACCCCAAAAAUAAAUGUUGCAUGUUUGUCUUUUAUUUCUCCCGCACUCGUGUCGUACCCUUUUCCUAGUUGACCAAAGACAUUCACUGUCUCUCAGAAUGCCAUGGCUAGAGGUGGCCUUUAUGCAAGCCAUGGGUAUACCCUGCACUGUGACAGGGAUUACUCUCUGAGACUCUGAAAGCCAUAGAAAUCUCAUUAUUUUCAAUUGAUGAGUAAGAACUGCAAAAUAACUGUAAAUAGAUGUAUGGUGUUAGACCAAAUAAGCCAUAGUAAUAUAUCAGGUUCUUCUGAAAAACAGGUACAACAUGCAUACCAUAGACUAUGAAAAGGCAAAACCUUCACAUCCAUUGAUUCUAUGCAGCUGAUGAAUGGUAAAAAUGCAAGUGCUGUUGUGGCUAAUCAGCCAACGAGACCAAAACUAUCCUUAUCCCUCAGAUGACAGGACCAUUCUUGGCAUUACGAGCUAAGCGUCCAGACCAGUGACUGUACUGCCUCAACGGCCUUUGACUGUCAUGUGAAAACAGAAGUCAAAUAGGAUGUUUGCUUCACAUGACUCAGAACCUGCCCUAGAUGACUUGUGGCUGCAUUGCUAAUGUAUCCUGAAGUUUUUAUUUUGUGUGAGGUUUAGAGAUUCAUCCUUCAGUCAAUGAAAGAUCAUCAAGAACAAUCCAUGGUCUCAAAGUAGUUAUGCAUUGCUUGACAAUUGAAUUUAUUAUCUGUACUAGGAUAGAUCAGUCAUUGGAGGUACAGUAAGCAAUGCUUAUUCAAAAUGAACAACAUUAUGUAUUUGAGUGAAACUCAAAAGUCGUUAAUGUAUUGAUAAUCUAUGUAGCAGAACAAUAGCUGAUGUUUUGAGGACUUUCCAGGACUUUAGCAGAGAAUAGUUUUUUUUUAAGCAGGAAUUUUAUGGAUUCCUGUCUUUUUAGUUUCUUGGACUGUUAUCUUUAUUUUUACUUAUGGUAGGCCUAUAUAUUUCUUCAUUGUGUCUGCAAACUGUUCUAGUAUAUUAUGUCUAAUACAGUUUACUUUUUUAUAUUUAUUUGAGCCAAAUUUGAGAAAAUGUUCACUUAUGCCCCAAAACAUUUAGCAUUUCUCUCUACCUUAUCUUUUUUAUAUAAAUAUUUUGUUUAUUUGUUGUUUAAUAUAAAAUUUGAAUUUGUGUAAUAUAUUUCUUCUAAAUUAUGAAAGAAAACUCAACUUUUAAUGUUAUUAUUUUGUAUUUCAAUGUAGCUUCGAGGCACUAAAAACAUUCAUGGUAUUCAACCAUUAGAAGCACAGAUCCCAACAUUAAUUCCACCAAUCACAUUACUUAUAAGAUCCCCCCUUAAACAAUCACCCAAUCACCAACCCCCAGCCUCUUUGAGCUCCCAAAGCCAUCUUUCAAUUUUUUUCCACAGAUUCACAGUUCAGAGAGAAGAAAAUAAAUACUUAAGGCACACAACCCACAUUAUGUGGCUAUGCAGAUCUUGUUUCUUUGUUUAUCAAACAAAGAUACUAACCUGUAUGAAGAACGAGUGAAACCUCACACACACAAACACACACACCACACACACACACCACUCACAGACAUUAUCCCUGUACCCCAGGGGGACACGGAGAGUAGGGAUGAAGAUAGAGGGUUUUCAAAGUGGGCAAUCGUGAUGGUUUAGCGACCCCCAAUCUUUGAGCUCAUACAGUAGACAACAAAAAACAUUGCUAGCAUUUGUAGCUCAGAAAAAAAGUUAAACUAAUUCUAUUGACAAAUCUACUACCCUAUGCCAUAUUUUUGUUUAAGACAAUCAAUGAUAUAAAGAUUCAUUCCUAUCGCUUGGGGAGAGGAGGGAAAGAAUAGCAUGUUCUUAGAAUCACUGUGUUCCUACCCAUCCCUUUGGGUUUGAAGGCCUAACUUUAGAUUGGGCCAAAUUCAUGCAGCUAUGAGAAACCAAAGAUGUACCUGAUAUCAUGUGGUUAUAUCAAAACCAAAGAAAGGCCUGUAAUAUUGUUCCACUGAGGGUUUGGAUUUGUUGUUUUACACAAAAUGUCUCAGUUGGUUUCCAAGAUCUGUUGACAAAAUGUCCAUAACUCUUAAGAAAGAGGUUGUGUGUAUAUCAUGAGGCAUUUGCAAAACAGGGAGGUCAAUUGUACAAUUACAUUUUAUUUUACGUUGGAUAGAAAAGCACAAAGCUUAUGUUUUCUUUACUGUUUCUUUUAAACAACCUCCUCUUCAUUUUGUUAUACCAUAAUGUUAAUUCAUUUUGCUCAAAGCAUGUAUGUCUGAAGCUGAUAUGUUAAUUUAAUUUUCAUCCAUGUAAUAUCCUUAAAGACUCUGUAUUAAGUGCUUGUAAAGUGUGUGGAUAAUGUCGUUUUUAAUCAUUUUAA
Molecule: messenger RNA, 4113 nt
Organism: Coregonus clupeaformis (lake whitefish)
Lineage: Eukaryota; Metazoa; Chordata; Actinopteri; Salmoniformes; Salmonidae
Product: runt-related transcription factor 3
Exons: 8
Coding region: 333-1655 (440 amino acids)
Biological process (GO): hemopoiesis; neuron differentiation; regulation of cell differentiation
Cellular component (GO): nucleus
Molecular function (GO): DNA-binding transcription factor activity, RNA polymerase II-specific; ATP binding; RNA polymerase II cis-regulatory region sequence-specific DNA binding
Source: RefSeq, a predicted model, not a curated record